Molecule: messenger RNA, 2187 nt
Organism: Neocloeon triangulifer
Lineage: Eukaryota; Metazoa; Arthropoda; Insecta; Ephemeroptera; Baetidae
Exons: 8
Coding region: 187-1323 (378 amino acids)
Biological process (GO): synapse organization
Cellular component (GO): neuron projection membrane
Source: RefSeq, a predicted model, not a curated record
GCAGCAGCCGAGAUCUGCCAGAUCUGACGGUGUAAUCUCCUUGUUCUCCAUCAAGCCAACUGCUCUCGCGCUCACGCCCUAAUAUGUCAUUCGGAGCGCUCGUUCCUUGUUUUUCGUCUCUGCUUGAGACGAGCAGCCGUUCUAGUUGAGUGCGACGAGGACGGACGGAACGAGCGAGAGAGAGUAAUGAGCGCGAAUCCGCCGUCGUCUUCUCUCCCACGAAGCAAAUCUAGCCGAAUCAUGGAGGCGACGCGCAGAGUUUUGCUAAUGCUGAUGGUGAUGGAUGUUUUGGCAGCGCGCAGCUCGGCAGUCAUUAAUCUUGAUUCAGAAACGACGACGACGGCGCAAUCGGCGGAAAUUAUCGAGGAGGAGGCCAAAUUCCCGCCCGACAUUUGGUCGUCGAUUUUGAACGGAAGCGGCGACCCGGACCUUCUGAACGUCGACUUUUCCUUUUUCGGCCUGCACUCGCUUGAAAUCGACCAGCAGCUAAAAGCUGACUCGCGGGAAACUUAUUCGACGGCGACGGAGAAGUAUCCGUGGCAGAAUCCGUGGUUCAAGGACUACGGCAAGUUCCGCAAAAACCGAAAAAACAACGACCCGCUCUUCGAUCAGAACAUGGUCACCAACGUCACCGCACAACUCGGCGGCACCGCGUUUUUGCACUGCAGGGUCAAGAACUUGGGCGAACGACCGGUUUCGUGGGUGAGGCGGAGAGACUGGCACAUUCUCACCUCGGGCGUUUUCACUUACACCAACGACGAACGAUUCCAAGUGGCGCACACGGAGGGUGCUGACGAUUGGACUCUCCAGAUCAAAUACGUGCAGAAAAGGGACAACGGCACCUACGAAUGUCAGGUUGCAACAGGCGCAGGAACGAUGUCUCACUAUUUCAAUCUGCACAUUGUGGUGCCCGAGGCUUUCAUUUUGGGCAGUGGCGAGUAUCACAUCGGCGAAGGCAGCACCAUCAGUCUUGUCUGCAUCAUUGAGAAUAGUCCCGCGCCUCCGCAAUACGUUUUCUGGUACCACAACGAGCGGAUGAUCAAUUACGACACGUCAAGGGGCGGCGUAACCGUGAGCACGGAGCCCGGUCCGAAAACGCACAGCCGGCUAAUCAUCAACAACGCCAAACUCACCGACUCGGGCAACUACAGCUGCAGAGCGUCGAAUACCGACCCCGACUUUAUACAGGUCUUUGUUUCAAAAGGUGACAAACCGGCGGCGAUACAACGGCAGCAGCGGAGUGGAUCAGAUAAAUUACUUGCGCCCAUAGCAACGUUAAUCGUGUGCUCCUUGGCUUUAAACCGCCUGCUCUGCGCUAGGUGAACCAACUUUGAAGCAGGUGAAAAUCCUACUUCCGAAUUAACAAGGACCAGAUUGAUGUGAAAAAAUGCGUUUAUUUAUUUUUAAAUUCAAUUUGAAAACCAGGCCAAUCAAAUUUGAUUCAAUAAAAAGUGUAAUUUUUUUUAAAUAUUUUAUUCAAAAUUUCGGAGUGCGGAAGAAAUCUGUAAAUGUGCCAUCGAAAACUCUCAAACGUUAGUGUGAUACAAGAAGAGGUGACGAGACUGGAAUCCACAAUCAAAAGUGCGCUCCUCCCCAACUUUGGCUCAACUUAGGUUUAUGAAAGAAAAUAUGCAAAUAACGUAAUAAGAAUAUUAGCGUUGUAGUGUCAAGAAGAAUGAUGAAUUUUGUGCAAGAGAGACUCUCUCGUACUUAAGUGCUAUACACUCUACUAUAUAAAUGAUACACAUGGUUAAAAUAUGUAUGCUGCAUGAGAUUAUGAUCCUUUACGGCAGGAACUCCGUAAAGAGGUUCACUCUCAUUUCUCAUCUUUCAUAUUCAUAACUGAACUCUCGCUCUCUCAAUCGCAGCAGCAACUUUUAAGUGUACUGUUGACUUCCUUUUGCACUUGACAAAAACGUUCUGGCGGGCGACUUUUAGCCGAAGUAGAGAGUGCAUUUGGAAUUCACUCUCUGUGUAACUCUUCUACCAAUUAAUAAUAAAAUGAGACGCUACGAAAUACACACAUACUUCAGAAGCCUUGUGGAAACAUACUUGUAUGUGAAUGAUCUUUUAAGCCAAAAAUUCAAUCGACCCCCUGAAAUCAUCGAUUUUUAUAAAAUAAUGUUAUACCCAAAAACUCUUACCAAAAUGAUGCUAUUAUAAAAACUCUAAUAAAGCAUUUAUGUA